Messenger RNA from Gracilinanus agilis (Agile Gracile Mouse Opossum), 1835 nucleotides. It is a transcript of the gene RNF207, whose product is annotated as ring finger protein 207. The transcript is spliced from 17 exons. NCBI's taxonomy places the organism in Eukaryota, Metazoa, Chordata, Mammalia, Didelphimorphia, Didelphidae. Gene Ontology annotation, cellular component: perinuclear region of cytoplasm. Bases 1 to 1833 code for a protein of 610 amino acids. Gene Ontology annotation, biological process: regulation of cardiac muscle contraction; regulation of heart looping. The record is from RefSeq and is a predicted model, not a curated record. Gene Ontology annotation, molecular function: transmembrane transporter binding; Hsp70 protein binding; zinc ion binding.
AUGUCCGGAGAGAUCUUUUCCCCUCUGGAGAGCCUCGCUGCCCUGGACGCCUCCAAUGUCCAUCCCCUCGUCUGCUUCCUGUGCCAUGGGCAGUAUGAGCACCCGUGCCUGCUAGACUGUUACCACAACUUCUGUGCCAGCUGCCUGCGGGGCCGGGCAAUUGAUGGCCGUCUACCCUGCCCGCUUUGUGGCCACCCGUCCGUGGUGAAGGGAGCCAAUGGGCUGCCGCCCGUGGACCGGCUGCUGCAGUUCCUGGUGGACGGCUCUUCGGACGGCGAGGAGGCGGUGCGCUGUGCGAACUGCGACCUGGAAUGUCCGACCCAGGAUGCAGAGACCACCUACUUCUGUAACACUUGUGGUCAGCCACUAUGUGCACACUGCCGGGAGGAGACUCACAAGGCCAAGAUGUUCUCCCGCCAUGACAUUGUGGCCCUGGGCAAACGUACCAAGGAUGCCCACAAAAAAUGUUCUUUGCAUGGUGAGCCUUUCAUUAUGUUCUCCACUGACAAGAAGUCCAUGCUCUGCAUUCGAUGCUUCGGGGACAUGCAGGGGGAAAGCCGGGCACACUGUAUUGAUAUAGAGACGGCCUAUGUGCAGGGUUGUGAGAAGCUGGACCAGACUGUCAUGGCUGUGAAGGCUUUGCAGACUUCCACUCGGGAGGCAAUUGCCCUGCUCCAGACCAUGGUGGAGGAGGUGAGACAAAGUGCGGCUGAUGAGGAGAGUGCCAUCCACACCCUCUUCGGCAGCAUGCAGGAGAAGCUGACGGAGAGGAAGGCAUUGUUACUGAAGGCAGUGCGGAGCCAGUAUGAAGAGAAAGACAAGGCCUUCAAGGAUCAGCUCUCCCACCUGGCCUCCCUGCUGCCCACGCUUCAGGUCCACCUGGUUACCUGCUCAGCUUUCCUCAGCUCGGCCAACAAGGCAGAAUUCCUGGACCUGGGAUAUGAACUGAUGGAACGGCUUCAGGGCAUCGUCACCCAGCCCCACCACCUGCAGCCAGCGCAGAGCAGUAAGAUCACCAGCGACCACCGCGCUGAGUUCGCCCGCUGCCUGGAGCCUCUGCUGCUGUCAGGUGCGCGCAGAGCGCCCGCGACUGGGGCUGCAGCCACCAUGCUCUCUGGGUGUGCCACGACCAAGGCCCGGAAAAGCUCUGGCUGCCCAUCCCCAGGUGGAAAGAUGUCUGGCUCACCUGUCCACAAGCCCACACUGCACCGAUCCAUCAGCACCAAGCUGCUGCUGGCAGAGGGAGGUGACACCCCCUUCGUAGAGCACUGCCGCCACUAUGAGGAGACAUACAGGACCCUGCAAUCCGAGAUCCAGAAUCUGAAGGAUCAAGUUCAAGAAUUACAUCGGGAUCUCACCAAGCACCAUUCCCUCAUUAAGGCAGAAAUUAUGAGCGACAUCUUGCAGAAAUCCCUGCAGGUGGACGGGCAUAUUGCUUCCCAGUAUGCCUCAGUAGAAAUGAUGAGGGCUGUCUUUGAAGAGAAAUGGGAGGAAACCUAUCAGAGAGUAGCAAAUGAGCAAGAAAUUUAUGAAGCCCAGCUCUAUGACUUGUUCCAGCUGAGACAGGAGAACAACUACUUGACCAACAUCACCAAGCAGAUCACUCCUUAUGUCCGCUCUAUCGCUAAAGUAAAGGAACGACUAGAGCCUAGAUUCCAAGAACCUAUUGAUGAGCAAUCGGAGAACUUGCAAAAAGUAUAUGAAGACACGAUCGAUGAAAAUCAGACCAGGAAUGAACCAACAAACAGUUCUGAAGAGAAGAAAAAAGAUGCUGGAGUCCAACAAAGGGGACAGCCAAAUUCUGAACAGACUGUCAGAACACCUGAAAAAUAAAG